AUGGCUCCUGCCUUCGCGUCCGACCCUGUGUCGCAAGCUGAUACGCCUAUGACUGAUACAAAUGACGACACUGUCCCUUCGGUGCCCGUUGACAGUGCUGACGCCCAAAUGAUGGACUCCGAUACGAAUGCCAACACGACUGCAAGCAGCGUUGCAGGCGACACCGCCGAUGGACGUCGGCGCAGAUCCGAGGCUAACCACCUGAGAAAAAGCAUCCUGGGCAAGAAACAUGGCCGACUGGAUACCACAAAGGAGGACGACUCAAUCCGCCGAUUCCGAUACCUCCUCGGCCUCACUGACCUGUUCCGCCACUUCAUUGAGACGAAUCCAAACCCUCAAAUCAAAGAAAUUAUGGCAGAAAUCGACAGACAAAAUGCGGAGAAGGAGGAGAAGGCUAGGAAAGGAUCUGGACGCUCUGGAGGUGCGGGUGGCGAGCGACGCCGCAGGACUGAACAAGAAGAGGAUGCAGAGCUUCUUCAGGAUGAAAAGCAUGGCGGCGAGACCACUACCAUCUUCCGUGAAUCCCCAGCAUUCAUCCAUGGUGAACUCCGUGAUUAUCAGGUUGCAGGUUUGAAUUGGCUUGUCUCUCUUCAUGAGAAUGGUAUCUCCGGUAUUUUGGCCGAUGAGAUGGGUCUCGGAAAGACGCUACAGACAAUCUCUUUCUUGGGAUACCUCCGAUACAUUUGUGAUAUCAACGGACCUCACUUGGUUGUCGUGCCAAAAUCAACGCUGGAUAACUGGAAACGUGAAUUCGCGCGUUGGACCCCCGACAUCGAUGUCUUGGUCCUCCAAGGCAACAAAGAAGAGCGACAACAGUUGAUCAAUGAACGAUUGCUUGAAGAGGAGUUCGACGUCUGCAUCACCAGUUAUGAAAUGAUCCUCCGCGAGAAGUCACACUUGAAAAAGUUCGCUUGGGAGUACAUCAUCAUCGACGAAGCCCACCGAAUCAAGAAUGAAGAAUCAUCCUUGUCGCAAAUCAUCCGUCUUUUCAACUCUCGCAAUCGGUUGCUGAUCACCGGUACACCUCUCCAGAACAAUCUUCACGAAUUGUGGGCUUUGCUCAACUUCCUUUUGCCCGAUGUUUUUGGUGACUCUGAGGCUUUCGACCAGUGGUUCUCGAAUCAAAAUUCCGACCAGGAUACUGUGGUACAGCAGCUUCACCGUGUCCUCCGUCCUUUCUUGCUUCGACGUGUGAAGAGUGAUGUUGAAAAGAGUUUGCUGCCAAAGAAGGAGCUCAAUUUGUAUGUCGGCAUGUCAGCAAUGCAGAAGAAGUGGUACCAAAAGAUCCUGGAAAAGGAUAUUGAUGCUGUUAACGGUGCCGCUGGGAAGCGCGAGUCCAAGACUCGUCUGUUGAAUAUUGUCAUGCAGCUGCGGAAGUGCUGUAAUCACCCUUACCUCUUUGAGGGAGCUGAGCCAGGUCCUCCGUACACCACUGAUGAGCACCUUAUUUUCAACUCCGGAAAGAUGGUGAUCUUGGACAAACUGCUAAAGCGCAUGAAGGCUGAGGGCAGUCGUGUGCUCAUCUUCUCGCAGAUGAGCCGUGUCUUGGAUAUCCUGGAGGAUUACUGUGUGUUCCGGGACUACAACUACUGUCGUAUUGAUGGUACCACGGCACACGAGGACCGCAUCGCUGCCAUUGACGACUACAACAAGCCUGGAUCUGACAAGUUCGUUUUCCUUCUUACCACCAGAGCGGGUGGUCUAGGUAUCAACUUGACCACCGCCGAUAUUGUGGUUCUCUUUGACAGUGAUUGGAAUCCUCAGGCCGACUUACAGGCUAUGGACCGAGCUCACCGCAUUGGUCAGACCAAGCAAGUUAAGGUUUAUCGAUUUGUUACAGAAGAUGCUAUUGAGGAGAAGGUUCUUGAGCGCGCAGCCCAGAAAUUGCGUUUGGAUCAGCUUGUCAUUCAACAAGGCCGUGCCGGACAACAGGCCAAAAUAAAUUCUAAGGACGAUCUGCUCGGUAUGAUUCAGCAUGGCGCUGCCAACGUGUUCAGCCAGGGCUCUGGUGACGCGGUUGAUGACAUCGAAGACGACAUUGAGGACAUCCUGCGAAAGGGCGAAGAACGAACUGCAGAGCUCAGUAAGAAAUACGAGACUCUCGGUAUUGAUGACCUGCAAAAGUUCUCCUCCGAGAGUGCGUACGAGUGGAAUGGAAAGGAUUUCACCGAGCGCAAAAAGGACAUCGGCAUCAGCUGGAUCAACCCAGCCAAGCGUGAACGCAAGGAGCAAUUCUAUUCGAUCGACCAAUACUACCGCCAGACUUUGUCCACCGGAGGCCGCACAGCGGAUACAAAGCCCAAGGUCCCACGUGCGCCUAAGCAAAUCACUGUCCACGACUGGCAGUUCUUCCCUCCCGGUCUCCAAGAGCUCCAGGAAAAGGAGACCGCAUAUUUCCACAAGGAAAUCGGAUACAAGGCGCAACUACUCGAAGGCCCCGAAGAGGAACUCAGCGAGCGAGAGGCUGAACGGGAUCUUGAACAACAGGAGAUUGACAAUGCUGUUCCGCUAACUGAAGAAGAGCAAGCCGAGAAAGCCGCGAUGUCAGAUGAGGGCUUCGCAACUUGGAACCGCCGUGAUUUCCAGCAGUUCAUCAACGGAUCCGCCAAGUUUGGCCGCACCGACUACGUUGGUAUUGCUACUGAGGUGGACAGCAAAGAGCCGGAUGAGAUUGAAGAAUACGCUGAAGUCUUUUGGCGCCGAUACACCGAGAUCCAAGACUACCCCAAGUACCUACGAGUCAUCGAACAGGGCGAAGAGAAAGUGCGCAAAAUGGACCACCAGCGAAAGAUGCUGCGCAAGAAGCUGGAAAUGUACCGCGUGCCCCUUCAGCAGCUCAAGAUCAACUACACUGUGUCCACCACGAACAAAAAGGUCUACACCGAAGAGGAGGAUCGCUUCUUAUUGGUCAUGUUGGACAAGUAUGGUGUCGAGGGCGAAGACUUGUACGAAAAGAUCCGCGAUGAAAUUCGUGAAUCACCUUUGUUCCGCUUCGACUGGUUCUUCCUCAGCCGUACGCCCGUGGAAGUUGGUCGUCGGUGCACAACUCUGCUGAACACCGUGGCUAAGGAGUUCGAGCCCAACAGCGAUGGCAAGGGCCGUGGCCGUGACCGCGAGGAGGAUGAGGAGAUCGAAGAUGUGGCCCCUGCCAAGAAGAAGGCCAAGAAUGGCGCUCAGAACAAGCAGGUCAAAGCCACCAAGGGCGGAAGCAAGACUGCAUCAACUGCAAGCUCCAGGGCCACUAGUACUGCUGCGACCAAGUCUAAAACUCGUAAGAGAUAA
This is a messenger RNA of Penicillium soppii, 3282 nucleotides long. RefSeq lists its product as uncharacterized. Lineage: Eukaryota; Fungi; Ascomycota; Eurotiomycetes; Eurotiales; Aspergillaceae. Gene Ontology annotation, molecular function: ATP-dependent chromatin remodeler activity; nucleosome binding; DNA binding. Gene Ontology annotation, biological process: nucleosome organization; regulation of transcription by RNA polymerase II. Bases 1 to 3282 code for a protein of 1093 amino acids. The record is from RefSeq and is a predicted model, not a curated record. The transcript has 4 exons. Gene Ontology annotation, cellular component: chromatin; nucleus.